This is a messenger RNA of Seriola aureovittata, 830 nucleotides long. Its product is annotated as CAAX prenyl protease 2-like. The transcript is spliced from 7 exons. Gene Ontology annotation, biological process: CAAX-box protein processing. The coding region runs from base 1 to 714 and encodes 237 amino acids. Gene Ontology annotation, cellular component: endoplasmic reticulum membrane. NCBI's taxonomy places the organism in Eukaryota, Metazoa, Chordata, Actinopteri, Carangiformes, Carangidae. Gene Ontology annotation, molecular function: metalloendopeptidase activity. The record is from RefSeq and is a predicted model, not a curated record.
AUGUUCAGGGACCAUCCUAGUGUGAUAAAGCGUCGCUGUGUCAGUGUGCUGCUGGUCUCUGCGCUGUCACCUGCAGCAGUGAAGGCAUGGAUUCACUGGGCUGAUAUCAGGGUUUUUUAUCUUGGUCCCCUGGUUCAUUCCGCAAUGGACAACCCUAAUGGCUUCACUAUGGAACUGCAGUCUGCACUGGAUGUUCAGUCGUGGAGACUCUCACUAGGAGACGUAGUGUGGCUCAGGAACCAGGUGGUGGCGCCAGUGACGGAGGAGCUGGUGUUCAGAGGGGCCAUGCUGCCCAUGCUGGUGCCCUGUGCAGGACCCACAGCUGCCAUCUUUAUGGCUCCACUCUUCUUCGGUGUCGCUCAUUUCCACCAUAUCAAAGAGCAACGGCGCCUCCAGAAGGAUAGUAUGAGAGUCAUUCUCCUGGUGGCAGGGAUGCAGUUCUUGUACACAACUGUGUUUGGUGCCUUCACUGCCUUCAUAUUCAUGAGAACUGGUCAUAUUGUGGGCCCAGUUUUGUGCCACUCGUUCUGUAACAGUCAGGGCCUGCCUGACAUCGGCUCCGCCCUGCAGCACCCUCAACGCACAGCUCUACUCUUCCUAUAUCUGAUGGGAGCCCUGCUGUUUCUGGUGCUGCUCUUCCCGCUGACAGACCCCUUCUUCUAUGGUGCCAUUCCUGUCUGCAGCCUGGCUCCCGCUCCCGCGCCUGUAUGCUAGAUCAAGUUAAUUGCAAUACAGUCACCUUGCUGUUAAAACUCUGUGUGUGUGUGUGUGUGUAUGUGUGUGCGUGUGUGUGUGCGUGAGAAGAGAACGAUUCUAACAGUUCAGACAUU